Molecule: messenger RNA, 1220 nt
Organism: Spirometra erinaceieuropaei
Lineage: Eukaryota; Metazoa; Platyhelminthes; Cestoda; Diphyllobothriidea; Diphyllobothriidae
Source: the annotation of a GenBank genome assembly
AUGAUAAUCUCCUCGGACGUAUUCAAACUCCCGAAAUGUGCCAAACCAGUUAACACGAUUGCAGCAGUGGAAUCAAUCCCUUGUCAGACGGAGGCAACGGAGGAGACUAAGAGUCUCAUCCGACACCAAGUGUCGUCUCUCCUGAUGGCCCACAGGCCGCGGGAAGUGCUUUCCAAGGUCGAACGUGAUGCGCUUAGAGAACUCAAGGCCGACAAAGACCUGGUCAUCGUGCCAACGGAAAAAGGACGCGCCACAGUAGUACUGGACAAGACAGACUACCUUCAAAAAGCUAAAGGCUUACUGGAGGACCGACAGUUCUAUGUCCCAUGUGCAACGAACCCUUUAAAGGCGCUGACACGCGGAAUUAAUGCUACGUUGUUGGCCUUGGAGAACUCGGGUGUAAUAAAACCGACCGACAGACGCAUGGCGAGACCCCAAGAUACGGCUUUGGCCCGAUUCUAUGGCCUCACUAAGGUGCACAAGGACAGCGCUCCUCUCCGACCCAUCGUGUCGCUCAAAGGGACUCCAACGUACGGACUGGCUAAGUGGCUGUUCCGGCGUCUCAACUUCCUGGCCGCUGAGUCAGACACCACGGUCUCUUAGUCAGCACAAUUCCUGCCGAAACUCAAAGUGGUAGGCCUCCAUCCAAAUGAGGUCAUGAUAUCUUUUGAUGUUCUAUUCACCAGAAUCUGGCGAGCGAGACAAUCGAUCUGCUUCCACAAAGCAAAUACGAUGAAACGGAGAAUCGUCUUGGACACGUCCAAGUCCUUCAGCUCCUGAAGUUCUGUCUCAGGACGUACUUCACAUUCGACGGGACAAUCUACGAACAGGUGAAGGGCACACCACUGGGUUCGCCGAUUUCGGGGUUCAUCGCCGAGGCAGUCCUACAACGGUUGGAGUCGCUGGUUUUCCAACACCACAGACCGAAAUUCCGUGUUCGGUAUAUGGAUGAUAUUUUCGUCGUCAUCGAACGGGAUCGAGUGAUGGAAUUCAAAGAACAUCCCAACGCCAUCUUCACGGACAUCCAAUUUACGAUGGAGGAAGAGAAAAACGACCAGUUGGCUUUCCUGGAUGUCUUCGUAUGCCGCAGAGAUUGUGGUGGACUAAAGACCAAAGUGUUCAGGAAAGCGACAAAUACGAUGCAAGUACUGAACUUCAACAGCAACCACCCAAUCAGCCACAAACGCAGUUGUGUAAGGACGCUCUAUCGGCGUGUUUAA